AUGGAAUCAAUCGACCUCGAAAUCCAGCUUGAGCCGAUUAAUUCGUCGCUAUCUCGUCUGCGAGAGGACUUCAACCUAUUCACAACCGAUGUGCGCAGUAAUCUCGAGAAUCUCGGUGCCCUUUUUCACCGAAUCGAAUAUCUCUGCAAUAACAUUCAGUCGGCUGUCAAUAUUCUGCUUGAACGCUCCACACCUCGGUCAAAUUGCACCUUUUGCCCCAUCGAAGAUAACAAAGAUAAUCACCCUACUGGUCGUUGCCACAAAUACCCCAACCCUGUAGCAAGAGCAAUUCGAGCUUCUGCCUUGCGACUCUGCCACAAGUGUCUUCAGCCCAUACAUCAGGAAGAUUGUGGCACAUCAUGUGCCUCUUGUGGAAAUGACCACAAUACUCUGCUUUGUCCUAACAAGCCCCAGCACGGUCCACCACGCAAACGCAAAUUUUAA
This is a messenger RNA of Ostertagia ostertagi, 444 nucleotides long. NCBI's taxonomy places the organism in Eukaryota, Metazoa, Nematoda, Chromadorea, Rhabditida, Trichostrongylidae. The record is from the annotation of a GenBank genome assembly.